Messenger RNA from Eucalyptus grandis, 2048 nucleotides. Its product is annotated as rust resistance kinase Lr10. Gene Ontology annotation, molecular function: protein kinase activity; ATP binding. Lineage: Eukaryota; Viridiplantae; Streptophyta; Magnoliopsida; Myrtales; Myrtaceae. Gene Ontology annotation, biological process: protein phosphorylation. The transcript has 3 exons. The coding region runs from base 62 to 1891 and encodes 609 amino acids. The record is from RefSeq and is a predicted model, not a curated record.
GCUAUCUUUGUUUGGUGUUCAGUAUCACGUGAAAUUGAUAUAUACUGAUGGUUAUGUUGUUAUGAUGGAUUAUGGGUUUAUCAAAGUGGUGGAUGUGGGGCUGCGAAAGGGCGACUGUUCCUCCCUUCCUCUCUACCAGUUAACGAACUAUAAUUUCAGUGAAGACGAUGGAUGGAACUUGGUCAGAGGAUUCACGGUGACCAUUGUGUCUUGCUCAAAGCAAGUGAGAUCUCAUUCAUAUAUCAGCACCGAACCAUGUAUAGUUACAGAAGGGUAUCAUUCAUACGCCAUCAUCAACGCACAUCCACCGGAUAUUGAGGAUUUUUGCACCAUAACCACGUCAAUAUUAGCACCAGCACCAAAACCAGAAUCAGCUUAUUCAUGGUAUCCAGCACCAGCACCAGCACCAGCUUAUUCAUGGUAUCCAGCACCAGCUUCUUCAUGGGAUUCAGCACCAGCUUAUUAUUCAUGGUAUCCGGAGAAUCGCACAAUCUCCUACAACGACAUUCACAAUGCGAUGGCGGACGGGUUUAACCUCGGCUACUCGCCUCCCCUGGAGAAAACAUAUAAGUUUUGCUUCUUAGGCUUCCGAUACCUAGGGACAAAAAUGAUGAGAUGCACAAUCUUCCAUUCCUACGACUUACCCUUCCACCCAUCUCAAUGGGAUACGGCGCUAAACGUUGCAUUCAAUACCGUUUCUGAUGCCGUUUCUAUCUUUGCUCACUUCCUGGCAACAAAAUUCAUAUUCGGAUCUCCAUGUGUGUUGAUACUUCUAAUCUAUAAGUGGAUGAGAAGACACCAAGCAAUAGACGCAAACAUCGAAGAAUUUCUACAAGCUCACAACAACUUUUUGCCCAUAAGGUACUCUUACUCAGAUAUCAAGAAGAUCACAAAAAAUUUCAAAUACAAGUUAGGUGAAGGGGGAUAUGGUUCUGUGUACAAAGGAAUGCUUAAGAGUGGCAAUGAAAUUGCGGUUAAGAUUUUGAAUAAACCAAAAUCUAAUGGCCAAGAUUUUAUAAGUGAAGUGGCCACAAUUGGAAGGAUCCAUCACGUUAAUGUGGUGCAACUUGUUGGUUUUUGUUUCGAUUAUUCCAAACAAGCUCUUGUCUAUGAUUUCAUGCCGAAUGGAUCCUUAGAUAAGCACAUUAUCUAUAAAGAUGGAGAAGAUUCUCUUGAUUAUAAGAAAAUGUAUGAGAUAUCUCUUGGCAUAGCUAGAGGUAUAGAGUAUCUACAUCGGGGAUGUGACAUGCAAAUUCUACACUUUGACAUCAAGCCUCAUAAUAUUCUCCUAGACCGAAGUUUCACCCCAAAAGUUUCUGACUUUGGACUCGCAAGACUUUACCCCUCUAAUCGCGACAUAGUAACAUUGACCGCAGCAAGAGGAACCUUGGGAUACAUGGCACCCGAGCUAUUCUAUAAGGACAUUGGUGGCAUUUCUUACAAAGCUGAUGUUUAUAGUUUCGGGAUGAUGUUGAUGGAAAUGGCUGGUAGAAGGAGAAAUGUAAAUGCAAAUGCAGAGGAUUCGAGUCAAAUUUAUUUUCCUUUGUGGGUUUAUGAUCAUCUCGGCAAAAAAGAGGAGCUUCAGAUGGUAGAUGCCACAGAAGAGGAAAGAGAGGCCACGAGGAAAAUGAUAAUCGUUGCUCUUUGGUGCAUACAGCUGAACCCUAAUGAUCGACCAUCGAUGCGGCGGGUCAUUAAUAUGCUAGAAGGAGAGAUCAAUGGACUACAAGUUCCCCCAAAACCACUUUUGUAUCCGACGGAGACACCAGUUGAUUAUGUCGAGACUGAGAUUGAACUUAAAGCUCUCUCAUCUUCUUCAAGUGUUCCAACAAUUUCUAGUAGUCACUGGUAUGGGCACGAUAACAAGAUUUCGGAAUCUUGUUUGGUGUGAUAUAGUUUCUCAUGUAGAAAUUGAAUACAAGUGCUAUCACUAGUGCUUGAUUUACUGGUGUAAUCCUUAGGGCUAUCUAUUGGUAUAGCACUCAUGAUAUAUUGGUGUUUAAAUAAAUUUGGACACAGAAGCCUCACUUACAAGAAUUUUGAUUCAA